Impatiens glandulifera is the source of this 1533-nucleotide messenger RNA. RefSeq names its product cystathionine beta-lyase, chloroplastic. Lineage: Eukaryota; Viridiplantae; Streptophyta; Magnoliopsida; Ericales; Balsaminaceae. The record is from RefSeq and is a predicted model, not a curated record. The coding region runs from base 186 to 1349 and encodes 387 amino acids. Gene Ontology annotation, biological process: transsulfuration; 'de novo' L-methionine biosynthetic process. The transcript has 12 exons. Gene Ontology annotation, cellular component: cytoplasm. Gene Ontology annotation, molecular function: pyridoxal phosphate binding.
GAUUUUGUUGAUUUUAGGUGCUUAGAAAUGAGACUUUUUCUGCAAGUAUCUUGUAUAAAAACUCAGCCGUUGUCAAGGGGAGAACUUUGAAUGCCAAUAGAUUUGAAUUGAACUGCAGGAGAGAUAAAAAGCUUGAUAUAAGCACACUUGCCUUGACAGAAACUGUAGCUGAUUGCCUGACUGACAUGGAGGCUAAAGAACACGAGCCAAGCAUUUCCACAAUUUUGAUGAAUUUUGAGAAUCAGUUUGACCCUUACAUGGCAAUGAGCACACCACUGUAUCAAACAGCCACAUUCAAACAGCCUUCAGCAACAGAAAAUGGCUUGUAUGAUUAUACUAGAAGUGGAAAUCCUACACGGGAUGCUUUGGAACGCCUCUUGGCGAAGCUUGACAAAGCUGACCGCGCCUUUUGCUUCACGAGUGGAAUGGCUGCUUUGGCUGCUGUCACUCAUCUUAUUGGAGCAGGUGAGGAAAUUCUUGCUGGUGAUGAUAUUUAUGGUGGGUCUGACCGAUUGCUAUCUCAAGUGGUUCCAAAGAAAGGGAUUAUUGUCAAGCGCGUAAACACCACUGAUUUGGAUGCAGUUGCUUCAGCAAUUAGUCCAAGUACAAAACUUGUAUGGUUGGAGAGUCCAACUAACCCGAGAAUACAGAUUUCAGAUAUUAGGAAGAUAGCAGAGUUGGCUCAUGCUCAUGGUGCGCUUGUUUUAGUGGACAAUAGUAUCAUGUCUCCAGUUUUAUCUCAACCUUUGGAGCUUGGAGCUGACAUUGUCAUGCACUCAGCUACUAAAUUCAUAGCUGGACAUAGUGAUGUCAUGGCAGGAGUUCUUACUGUGAAAGGAGAAAGGUUGGCAAAAGAUUUGUAUUUUAUACAAAAUGCAGAGGGCUCCGGCUUAGCUCCUUUUGAUUGUUGGGUUUGUUUGCGUGGUAUAAAGACCAUGGUCCUACGGGUGGAGAAGCAACAGAGUAAUGCCCAGAAGAUUGCUGAAUUUCUCUCUUCCCAUCCCAAAGUGAAGAAAGUUAACUACGCAAGCCUUCCAGGUCAUCCAGGUCGUGAUUUGCACUUUUCACAGGCUAAGGGUGCAGGUUCUGUGCUUAGUUUCACAACUGGGUCACUAGAGCUGUCUAAGCACAUUGUUGAGGCUACAAAGUAUUUCAGCAUUACUGUUAGUUUUGGAAGUGUGAAGUCCCUUAUAAGCAUGCCUUGCUUCAUGUCCCAUGCAAGCAUACCAGCUGCAGUGCGCGAAGCCCGUGGCCUUACUGAGGAUCUUAUUCGAAUAUCGGUUGGGAUUGAAGAUGUCGAUGAUUUGAUCGCUGAUUUGGACAAUGCCCUUAGCACGGGACCAUUAUAAGGGCUCAUAUUUCCUGUUCCUUUUGAUUUUAUUUGUAUUUUGUUAGGAGUGAAACAAGUUUUCAAAUAACUUUAUUUGUAACCUUGGCUUUAGAUUGUGAUUUCUGUUAACUAAAUUGAAGGGUUCACUAUGCCAGGAUUAUUUUAAUUGAUUUCAAUUAAAGUUUUUUUGAAAAGACCUUUUA